Fimicolochytrium jonesii is the source of this 3328-nucleotide messenger RNA. RefSeq lists its product as uncharacterized. Gene Ontology annotation, biological process: gamma-aminobutyric acid signaling pathway; G protein-coupled receptor signaling pathway. The transcript has 12 exons. The coding region runs from base 500 to 3046 and encodes 848 amino acids. Gene Ontology annotation, cellular component: membrane; G protein-coupled receptor heterodimeric complex. Gene Ontology annotation, molecular function: G protein-coupled GABA receptor activity. Lineage: Eukaryota; Fungi; Chytridiomycota; Chytridiomycetes; Spizellomycetales; Powellomycetaceae. The record is from RefSeq and is a predicted model, not a curated record.
GUCCCGAGUGCACCAGAGCCGUACGGUCUAGAUCCGGUCUGAGCGAUCCAAGCGCUGCAAGCGUCCCAGUACCGCUGGCCCUUUUCAAUACCGCUCGUUUGCAGCUCUCGUGACAUAUAUAAGGCGUCCGGAUGCAGAUCUCGUCCAUACAUCUUCUGCCUGAGUGUCUGCCCAUCUUCUCUCCGUCUUGCUGCAAGGCUACAUCAAUCAAAGAGCCGUCAUCUACGCAUUACCGAGAAAGGUCGCCAUGGCGUUUACACCGUUGUCCUUUUGCCGCUGGAAACCUAUCCUCCUUGCCGCCGCCCUGCUUCUUAGCCAUGGAGGUAUAUACGCAUCCCCAGUUGAAUUUUGCUUGCAUCACAUCAAUCUACUGAUCGCGAGAAAAAAUGAUCUGCUAUAUUGAUGAAGUAAUGAUCUCGAGAGAAACUGAGGACUGAUCUCCCUUGCAUGUCCUCGUGCAGUUACCAUCAUUCGUGCUCGCUACACCGUGAGCGUCUCGAUGAUGCGGGCAGUCGCUAUACAAAAUAAUUCAGAUCCGCAUCGGGAGGAGGAGGUGAUGAACCCGUUGAUAUCUCAGUUUGCCGAAGUGGACAUCCAGAUCGACUACUCCCCAACACCUUUAUCGGACAAGUAUUCGGCAGCGGUGAACUUUGAGUUAUCCCAUCACAUGGCGGAUCAUGACGUAUUCAUGAUCGAUUGUGUUUGGCCCUCUGACCUCGCCGAGCACUUUGUGGACCUUAGCCAAUACAUCCCGAAGACCGAAUACGAGCAACACAAUCCUGGCAUCCUCACCGCCGACUGGGUCGAUGGGAAAUUGGUAGCCUUGCCUUACUGGGCAGACUAUGGUGUUUUCUAUUACCGCCAGGACCUACUCACCAAAUACGGGUUCACCGGACCGCCCAGUACUUGGGACGAGAUGGAGGAGAUGGCGAUGAAAAUUGUGCCCGGGGAGAAGGCAACAAAUCCGUCCUUUGCAGGGUAUAUUGGCCAGUUCAACGCAUACGAGGGCUUGACCUGUAACUUGGUGGAGCUUUUGCACAGCUUUGGCGGCGGUGACAUAGUCAACGCCGAGAAGCUCGUCGAUCUCGACAAUCCCAAUGCUCGGGCCAUCCUGUCGCGAGUAAAGGCUUGGAUCUUUGACAAGAAGAUCACACCUUUCGACGACAUCUACUAUACGGAGACGGAGUCGAAUGCACGAUGGCUGGCGGGCAAUGCGCUCUUCUUGCGAUCAUGGCCAAACGUCCUCUCAGAAACGCGAUCCACCCCCAACUUUCCGGCUUUUGGUGUCACUCGCCUCCCCGGGGAGAACCCCAGCUUGAGCGGUGCUGCACUCGGCGGGUGGCAUCUGGCCGUCAGCAAGUACUCCCGCAACAUCUCCGCUGCCGUCGAGGCGGUCAGGUUCCUUAGCGGGAAGUUGGUCCAGAAGCAGCGUGCCAUGAACUACUCGCUUUUGCCGAGUUACCCCAGUCUGCUUGAUGAUCCUACCUUGUGCACUUACAUCGACUGUCCACUCCUUGCGUCUCUGGAAGUCGUCGCUCGUCCCUCGGCGCAGAGCGCGCCGAAUUACCUCGCCGUUUCUCGUGCCGUCUUUCAGCACAUCAACCAAUACCUCGGCGGCGUCUCUUCCCUCGACAAGGCGCUCUCUGACGUGAAAUACGAUGCUGAGGUGGCGAUGGGGACGUGGGUCGAGCCCGUUCCUGAUCUCGGGGCCCCUCAGUACGUCGCUUUCUCGGACCCACUUGGAGCCGCCAUGCUCGCGUUGUCUGCCCUGGUCUUACUCGUCGCCCUGGGCAUGCUGGGUGCGGUGUUUUACAACCGCCACGACAAAGUCAUCAAAGCUGCGAGCCCGCUGUUCUGCUCCUUGAUGAUCCUGGGCAACCUCCUCGGGCUGUGUACUAUCUUCGUGUACACCGGUCCCCCAACGCGCGUCACAUGCAUCUUACAGCCCUGGAUGCUUUGUCUCUCAUAUGCCAUCGUCAUGGUCCCCAUGAUUGUCAAAACGUGGCGAGUUUACAGGAUUUUUAACAAUCGAUUGGCGAGAAUGAAGGGCUCGAUCAAGGACUCCUCUUUGCUCUUGCAUGUCGGAAUCGUUGUCGGUGUGGAAUUGCUGCUUCUUCUCAUCUGGACGGCAGUCGACGCGCCUAAGCCUAGUCUAGUAAAUUUGACCGCUUCCCGCUUCUGGACCUGCAAGAGCACCUCUGCCUCGGUUCACGUAGCGAUGACAGGCGUCAUGAUUUCGUUCAAUGCUUUGCUGGCUGUCGCAGGAGUGGCUGUCGCGUACUUAACUAGGCAUGUUCGCGGCGCGUUCAACGAAAGCCGUUACAUUGCGAUUUGCAUCUACAAUAUUUUCCUGUUGUCCACGCUUGGGAUUCCUGUGAUGUACAUUUCCGGUGUGGACGUUAAAACUCAAUAUGCGUUCCGAUCGAUCGUCAUCAUCUUCGUAAAUGCCGCCAUGCUCGGAAUUUUCUUCGGGCCAAAGCUGAAGAGUAUUCAAAGACGAGCCGGAUCCGAUGGGAGUCAGGGCACCAGUUUGGGAUCGGAUCGCGUCGAGUCCAUGGGGAGCACAUCAGAAAGAAACCCCACCAACGUCCCAGGGGACAACUUUGAUGUUCAAGAUACGAAAGAGGACGUGAUGUCCGGCGGCGUGUACGUGCGAUCGCAGAAGUACAAGUGGGCGUUGCGCUCAGCUCCGUGGAAGCGUGCGACCCUGAAUGUUUUCCAGAAGCUGCAAAUGCUGAGCAUCACUACGUCGGAAAACCACGCAUUGGAGGGAAAAGGAACAAUAUACCCUGUGAAGGGUGUGCAGAUUGUUGCAAGCACGGCGGACCUCGAGACCGGAGAGUAUCUCCUUACGGUUACCGGCCUGGGCAAUCUUUUCUUCGAGUUCCAGUUUGAAAAUCAUGGUGCAUUCGCAAAAUGGGUGGACAUGCUGAACAAAGUGAUAGUUGGAGGAAAGGGUAUAACGGGUACAACGGCCAAACCAUCUACCGCCGCUCCGAUACUCCCUAAAGGCACCCGCAGAUUCUCGGAGGCUCCGUCUCCAUAACAAACUGCGGUCCGUUCCUCAACCACCUCAACUCCCACUUUCUCGUUCAUCCAACAGCAGUGCAAUUCAAAACACUUGCAACAUAUACCUUCUCACAAGCGAUACCUUCUUCUUUCCUAGCUCUCGUGUAUUAGACUAUGUAGUGCGCUUUCUGUUAUUAUGUUCGUGAACUUGGGAAGCGGGCGGAGUUCCCCUGCGGUAGUGUGGUACGCGCUGUCGCUUUCCGAUCUUAUCCUGUCAAAUUUUGAACGUUGUAUGUACGAGGCCGUAUAUAUAUCACAU